GUGACAAAACCCUAGAGAUCUUCUUCUUCUUCUUCGAAACACUCGUCGUAAAGGGGAGCAGAUUUUGGCCAGAAUCGUUUCGGCCGACGGAAUAUUGAAUUUGGUGUUGCAGAUACUGUAUUUUUACCUGAAAUGGCUGGUCAGAGAAACAGUUACGGAAAGCGGUCUCAUUCUUACUCGGAUUAUGACGAUGGAAGAAACAAGAGAAGAAAUUCAGGUGAAGAUAGAGACCCUUUGGUCAUUGACCCUCGUGAUACUGUUUACCGGUAUUUGUGCCCCGGUAAAAGGAUUGGAACGAUCAUUGGGAAGGGAGGUGAAAUUGUCAAACAGUUGAGGUUAGACACCAACGCCAAGAUUAGAAUUGGUGACACCAUACCCGGGUGUGAUGAUCGCGUGGUUACCAUCUACAGCUCUAGUGACGAGACUAAUCCAUAUGCAGAUGGUGAUGAUAAGAUCUCACCGGCUCAGGAUGCUCUAUUCAGGGUGCACGAUAGAGUUGUUGGGGAAGAUUUGCGUGUCGAUGCAGACUCUGAAGAAGGUGGCGGUCAGCAAGUGACUGCGAGGCUUCUUGUUCCAUCUGAUCAGAUAGGUUGCAUCAUCGGGAGAGGUGGGCAGAUUGUGCAGAGUAUCCGUACUGAAACUCGCACACAGAUCCGCAUUUUGAAGGACGACCAUUUGCCACUCUGUGCACUGAGCUCUGAUGAACUUGUACAGAUUUCUGGUGAAGCUGGAACAGUAAAAACGGCACUAUAUCAGAUUGCUGCUCGCCUUCAUGAAAAUCCAUCACGGUCUCAGCACUUGCUGGUUUCUGCUGUCCCCAACAUGUAUCCUUCUGGUGGUUCACUGAUUGGUUCUACUGGUGGGGCACCAAUUGUUGGAAUGGCUCCAUUGAUGAGUCCUUAUGGAGGAUACAAAAGUGAUGCUAGAGAUUGGUCGCGGUCCUUGUACUCGACACCCAGAGAGGAACUCCCACCUAGAGAAUUUUCUCUUCGUAUGGUUUGUCCAAGUGGAUAUAUAGGUGCCGUGAUUGGAAAAGGUGGUGCCAUCAUUAAUCAAAUUAGACAAGAGACUGGAGCCGGUAUAAAGGUUCAUAGCUCAGCUGCUGAUGAUUGCUUGAUAACAAUUUCAGCCAGGGAGGUGUUUGAUGAGCAACAUUCUCCAACAAUUGAAGCAGCCUUGCGGUUGCAACCCAGAUGUAGUGAGAAAACCGAGAGAGAUUCCGGACUUCUCUCAUUUACAACCCGGCUGCUUGUACCUUCUUCACGAAUUGGAUGCCUUCUCGGUAAGGGCGGAGCUAUUAUCAAUGAGAUGAGGAAUGUUACAAAUGCUAACAUACGUAUCCUUGGAAAGGACAAUGUUCCUAAAGUUGCAGCGGAUGAUGAUGAGAUGGUACAGAUCUCUGGGGAACUUGAUGUUGCCAAGGAUGCACUCAUAGAAGUAAGCCGGAGGUUAAGGGACAAUGUAUUUGACCGAGAUCGUGGUGCAGUCUCUGCUUAUUUGCCAGUGCUACCCUAUGUCCCUGUUUCAACUGAUGUGUCAGAUGACUUUCAUUAUGAUGCCAGAGAUAGUAGAAGGGUUGGACGCGGUCAUACUUAUGCUGGUGGUUAUCCCUUGAAUGAUUAUCCUGCCAGUGACACAUAUGGUAGUUACAGUAAUUCACAGAUCGGUGGUAGUGGUGGUCCAUAUGGACCCUAUGGGAGUUAUUCGUCUGCACGUGCAAGCACUUCUGGGUAUUCUAACCAGGCCCCGACAGCACGGCGUAGAAACCAUUACUAGAAUUCAACAAUAGCCACAUGGAGCUGAGAUCCUGAAGCCUGAUGCCAGACCUACUUCCUCUUUUGAUGAAGCCUACAGCCUUAAGCUGGAAGACCCCGGACAUUGCCCUUGACGAUCUCCCCUAGAGGAACCAAACAUAGUUGAAGAUCCUGAAACUUAUCAAAUCUGCCUUGUCCCUGACAACAAACCAAGCUAUAUGUGAUGUGCUUCCAAGAACCUGUAGUUGCCUUACCUCUGUUGCUUUUGCUUUCAAACUGUUCGUUUUAAUCUUGGAACCCUGUUGCUUCUAAGUCUAUUCAUUUUGGCUCUUGUACUCCAAAGCACUCUGUUUCUACCGCAUAGACCGUCCCUCUGAUUCCCGGCCUUGAAUGGGCUGGAUUACCCCGUUCACUGUUCUGCUACUAUGAGUACAAUGUAAAUCAAAUGUUUUCUUGAAUUGCAGAAUGGAUCCUUCCUUUCAUCUUCAUAAUCAUUCAGUAAGCUAGUCUUCUUCAUUUAUCUAGGAAGUUUGUCAAUGAACAGAAGUUUGGUUUGGUAUGGAGAAUUUGUUCAUCUGAUACUAACGAGUGGUUCGUUGUAAUGUAUUCUGGUUAAAGUUCCCGUUGGUAAUUACAACACUCUAGCACUAGACAGUAGAACACCCAGAACCUGGGGGGUUGUAGGUGCAUUUAGUUGCUCCAUCAGAUGGUUUAAUACGAUCAUGCCUGUAGGUUUUUUGGUUACUUGCAUGGAUUAUGUUUGGUUAUUUCAGGGGAAGUUGAUGACUCAAUGGAGAAAGGCAUGUUGUAUCACAUUGUGAACGUUAGUUAGCAAGCCUGGGGAUUUGAUAGUUGUUAUUGAUCUUCGGUUGGAGUUUUUUGUGUUUCCUUAGAUCCAUGGUUCAUAUCAUUAUAUGCCAGUUACCUGAUAUUUGGAUACCUUGAGCAGGUUUUGGCCAUUCCAGACGGGAGGAAAUCUUCUCUUAUCCUUUGUAAGGGAAGUAUCUUUUUUUUUUUUUUUAACGUCAAUCAGUGCGGAAUGACUGAAGUCCUGAACAGGACGUUCACAGCAUGAAAACUGUGCAUUUGUCUGCUGUAGUUUUUUGGAUUUUGGUUUGCUGCCAUGAGUGUGUUUUGCAGGUUUUAAUGACGUCUCCAGUUAUCUGGAUAUAUACAUGCAUGCCCGCUGAAAUUUCCAAGUCGAAGGGGUAGUGGAUAACAAGCUUCUCUCGCUUCAUACAAGAAUGGAAGGAUGGUGUGGAGUUGUCUAUUUCAUUGCUCUUUGCUUUGUCUUUCCCAUGACGGAGUACUUGAACGUCAUUAUAUAGGAGGCUCGGGGGUGUGAGAUAGCUUGCUCCGAAGGUGGAUCCCUUUUUGGAUGCUUGGUCGUUGGUAUCAGACGAGUCUUAUAAAUAACAAGGAAUACGAGAAAGCUGAGGAGGACUACUCAACUAGGUCCGUUGAUCUCUCUCUGGCCUUUGUUAAAGGGAUGAGUUCCAAUUUGCAGGCAUCAACUGCUGUAGUAGAUAUCGACUUGCUUUCGAGGUCGAAGUGAAAGCGAGUUACCAUGAGUCUUAGUUAAGACUUAGUACAUGGUGUAUGUGUAACAACACUAGAGGUGUAGUUGCACUUGCUGCCAAUAUCCAGCCGUCCAGCUGGUCUAGAAAUACAGUCAGUCUGUGUCAUUCAUAGGCUUUAUAUGUGUACGCAGGGCUGCCUAUUGAAGAGUAAAUUUGGCCACCUAACUCUCUGCUGUACGCACCUCUUCUUUUGUGUGUGGGAAAGCAGCUGUUCAACACUUCUUUCACUAGUCGUCGUUUUCGUCAUCUUAGUUCUUGACUAAUUGUAUGUAAAUGAUCAAUUGAAGCCUCCAUCUUUUUUUGAAUACCUUCAUUAGC
Messenger RNA from Linum tenue, 3652 nucleotides. NCBI's taxonomy places the organism in Eukaryota, Viridiplantae, Streptophyta, Magnoliopsida, Malpighiales, Linaceae. The record is from the annotation of a GenBank genome assembly.